This is a messenger RNA of Ostertagia ostertagi, 801 nucleotides long. NCBI's taxonomy places the organism in Eukaryota, Metazoa, Nematoda, Chromadorea, Rhabditida, Trichostrongylidae. The record is from the annotation of a GenBank genome assembly.
AUGAUUCGCCCGCCACACUUAGGGAUGGUGGCCUGCGGAGCAACUCCGCUCCCUCCUCUCAAUCCCCUGUCCCCACCCCCAUCAACUGAGGUGAGAUCAGGAAUAAAUCAGUACUGCUCAAUUCGUGAACGCACGUCCACAGCAUGUCCAAGCAGGGCGUUCUCGCUGGCAUUCAGGAAUACUGCUCUUGGGAUGCACAAUAACUUCAGAUCCCUCGUUGCUACUGGGCGAGCUAGGAAUGGAUUUUAUUCGAACGAAAAUGCACCACCAUCAGCGCUCAUGUACCUUCUGAGAUAUAACUGCUGGGCAGAAGCUUACGCCCAAGCGCACGUAAGAAGCUGCAGCGGACGCCAAUCGUAUGCUUGGCAAAGACCUGGCUGGAAAGAAAACAUCCACAUCCUUUGGACGACGGCAACCGAUAGACUAGGAGCCAUUCAGAAUGCGAUAGCAACAUGGCAAGCCGAGCUUGCAAGGUUUGGAGUUCCCUCAAACAUGGUCUUCACAUAUUGGAUGCAAAACUAUGUGGCGAAUCACAUGACUAAGGUUUGCUUUACCUUAAAUAAACUAAUGAUUGGCCAAGCCUUGCUCGCAGAAUCUAAUGAAAUUCAGAUCGUCUGGGGUAAUAACAGAGACAUUGGAUGUGCAACACAGAGAUGUAACGGAUUCUACUUCACAUCCUGCUUAUACAGAGACUAUGUCAACACUGUUGGAACAAGCAUCUACCCAAUCGGAGCGGUUUGUAGCCAGUGCCCUGCUGGUCCCAACAACUGCAACGGCAAUGUUGGACUUUGCUCAUGGUAG